AAGCAGGCAUCGAUCGCAGUUCUCAAGGCAAAACACAUACACACACAACCCUCCGUGAUCUCUGAACAUUUCUGCAGGCGCGCCGAAGCAAGCACAGAUGGUGCACGGCACGACAUCCGGUCACUUCAGCAGCUUGUUCGCCUCAUUCGACAAGGACUCCGACGGCAAGAUAUCGGCUGCAGAGCUGCGGCUGUGCAUGAAGGCGGCGCUGGGUGAGGAUGUGUCGGCGGAGGACGCCGAGUCGCUCGUCAACUCGGCCGACUCCGACGGCGAUCGGCUAUUGGACGAGGAGGAAUUUCUCAGGCUAGUGGGCCGGCCCGAGGCCGAGACCACGGCCGACGACGAGGAGCGGUGCAGGGAGCUGAAAGAAGCUUUCGCGAUGUACGAGGUGAAGGGCGAAGGCUGCAUCACGCCGGCGAGCUUGAUGUUGAUGCUCAACAGGCUGGGCUCGCACCAGGGCAUCGAGGAUUGCCGGGACAUGAUCCAAAGGUUCGAUCUAAACGGAGAUGGAGUGGUUUGUUUCGACGAGUUCAAGGUCAUGAUGGAUGCCUAGCUGAGAAAAUUGUGUGAAUCUGAUGCACCGUUUGUUAGUUAAGGUUUUUUUUUCGUAUUGAGAAAUGAUACUUCAGUUGUUCAGUCAGCAUGGUAAGGAUUUUGCUCUCGAUCUUCAUAUCUUAAUGAUUUGGUUUUGUUAAUGUUUGAGGAUCCAACUCAAUUUUUUUUAAAAAAAAAACUGGCUGUAAUAGCAGGUCCAAUUCACAAUAUGUAUGAAAUCCUACGUCUGGUGGGAUUGGGUUUGGAGUUUCAAGAAGGCUUGGAGUGGUCGAUUGCUUGGUA
Molecule: messenger RNA, 837 nt
Organism: Lolium perenne
Lineage: Eukaryota; Viridiplantae; Streptophyta; Magnoliopsida; Poales; Poaceae
Product: putative calcium-binding protein CML19
Molecular function (GO): calcium ion binding
Source: RefSeq, a predicted model, not a curated record